Molecule: messenger RNA, 4593 nt
Organism: Anolis sagrei ordinatus
Lineage: Eukaryota; Metazoa; Chordata; Lepidosauria; Squamata; Anolidae
Gene: COLEC11
Product: collectin subfamily member 11
Source: RefSeq, a predicted model, not a curated record
CCGGAGUCUCUUCAUGGGAAGGAGAGUUGCGAACAGAGAGGCAUUCUGCAUUCCCGAAAAAGUGCAUUGCCAAAAGAAGCAGCUUACAUCAUGGGCUGUUUGAGAGUUCCCACACAUUUGGUUCCUAAUUACUGUCCGACUGGACAGCUGAGCCGUUUCAAACAGGAAGCUGUUUACAGAUAACGCUCCUGUAACUGUUGGGUCUGAUUUGCUAAAGGCUAAAGACAAGUCCACUUCAAAUUAAAAACUAUCGGGGCUUUUGUAAAUAGUCGCAAUGAGGUUCAUUUGCGUGGCAUCCCUCCAGGCAGAAGCCGUGCGGCAGUGCUUGUUUUUUCAACCAUCAUAAAGGAGUCAGGAACAAACUCAUUAUGAGGAGUGAUCUGGUUUUCUUGGUCUCUGUAAUUGGCCUUACCUUCCUGUCUCUGUUAAGAACUGGAUAUGCUCAACAUAUUGCGGAAGAAUCCUGUUCGGUGCAGAUUCUGGUUCCAGGCCUCAAAGGGGAAGCUGGAGAAAAGGGGGAGAAGGGUGCCCCAGGCCGCCCAGGACGAGUUGGCCCUCCCGGAGAAAAAGGAGAAGUGGGUGACAAAGGACAGAAAGGCAGCAUAGGGAGACAUGGAAAAAUUGGUCCUAUUGGUUCAAAAGGAGAAAAAGGAGAUAAUGGUGACGUUGGCCCACCUGGUCCUAAUGGAGAUCCAGGAAUUCCAUGUGAAUGUGGCCAGCUACGGACAGCCAUUGGUAAAAUGGAUAACCAAGUGACUCUUCUGACUACUGAGUUAAAAUUCAUUAAAAAAGCACUGCCCUCCCCCGCAGCUGUCGCUGGUGUGCGCGAGACGGAUAAUAAGACAUACUUGCUGGUGAAAGAAGAGAAGAGGUACAUGGAUGCCCAGCUCUACUGCCAAGGACGCGGAGGUACACUGAGUAUGCCCAAAGACGAAAGCACCAAUAGCCUCAUUGCUUCAUACAUCAGCCAAGCUGGCCUCAGUCGCGUUUUCAUUGGGAUCAAUGACCUUGAGAAGGAAGGCAGUUUUGUGUAUGCAGACCGAUCCCCCAUGCAGACCUUCAACAAAUGGAGCAAUGGUGAACCCAACAAUGCUUAUGAUGAGGAGGACUGCGUGGAAAUUACAGCCUCUGGGGGCUGGAAUGAUGUUGCCUGCCACAUCACAAUGAAUUUUGUUUGUGAAUUUGAUAAAGAACAUGUGUAGUAGCAUUAAUACUUUCACUCUCCCUACUCCGAACUCAUCAUAAAUAUGUUUUGUAGUCCAAAUAUGAUCCUGAUGAGUACUCCAUUCUUGGAUUUCUUUCUGUGAAAUUUAGUACCAUGUUCCAGUGAUGCUAGCAUUCCAGCAAUCUUCCUUAAGGUGGUCUGGACAAAUAUGCCAAUAUAUCCUUGAUUUUGAUUGCACUCCAAAGAUCAUCAACCACCAAGAGGAGCAGUAUUUAUCAUUAUGUAUGUAGUGUUAUUUAUGUGCACACCCAUCAUACAAAAAUACUGCCUGUAUCAUGUGUAUGUGUGAAGGAGAGAAAAGGGUCGAUUACAUUGCCAUAUAAUGCAGAUUGGAACUUCAUUUCAUGGUCAGUGUAAAUCGCUGGUUCCCAACCUUUGGUCCUCCAGUAAUUUUGGACUUCAACUCCCAAAAAUCCUAGCCCGUUUACCAGCUGUUAGGAAUUGUGGGAGUUGAAUUACAAAACAAGAUAGAGCCAAAGAACUAUUCAGAAGCUUAACAAUAUCAAAGAAUAGCAUGUCUCAGGGCCUUUCCACACAGCCCUCUAUCCCAGAUUACCAAGGCAGAAAAUCCCACAAUAUCUGCUUUGAACUGGGUUAUCUGAGUCCACACUCAGAUAAUGUAGGAUUUUCUGCCUUGAUAUUCUGGGAUAUUGGGCUGUGUGGAAGGCCCCUCAAGCUUCUCAACACCAUUUUGGGGUAUGGUAUGGAUAUACCAUGGAUUUUCUUUAUUUGCAUUUGGCACUCAUGUGUUGUGUUUUAAAGGACCGGUCCUUGCGUUAUUCAACAGCACUUCUAUUUGCAUGGUGAAGCGUGUUAUUUGGGUGGUUUAUUGUAUGAAGAAGGAAUGGCAUGUUGACACCUAGUUAUUUGUGUGUUCAAUGCACGUAGUACCACAUUUCUCCCUUUAAUAAAGGUGGGGGGGGAGUGUGUUAUAUAGACUGGAGUGUUAGUAUGAAGGACAGACCCAUUUCAUAGAUGCAUACAUGUAGCAGUUGGGUGGAAAACCAGUGGAGAGCCAUUGGGAUAGCAUACUCAGUACUGUGUUGAGACUUGAGAGAUCCAGGUUAUGGUCCCUACCGAGCCAUGAAACUCACUGGACAACUUUGGCCAACUCAGCCUUGACCACUUUUACGUUUAUUGUGGAGAGAAAAGUAGAGGAAAAUAAGUGCCGUGUCCCAUCUUAAGCUGCUUGGACAAAAAAAGAAAAGGUACAAAUACCUUGUGCAUUUAACAACUAAUAAAAUGAAGGAAGCAUAUCUACUUCUCCACCAAUCAGAGAGGAGCAUCCUUGAAACCACCUAUCAUCUGCAGGAGAUUGGCUCAGCACAUCUCUUGGGAAGUUCUCUUUGACAAGACCCAUUUUAUUUCAGGAGGGUCUUGAUGGAUUAUAUACCAAAUGAACAGGCCAAAAUCCUUAUAGGAAUUGGCACACGUAAGCAUGAAAUACAUUAAAAGCAACAACAGUGAGGAAUGAAUAAUCUUUCAAAAUUGUCAACAAGGGGGUGCAGGUCCUUCAGUCUACUCCACAUCCUAUCUUAAAUACACUUCAUUGAUAAAACAUUAUAGUGAUAUUUUUAGAAAUAUAUGAUAUUUGUAUUGUACAGGUGUAAAUAUAAUCUGGGUAUUUUAAAUAUCAAAUUUACCCUUCAGAAGGGAAGAUUCAUGAUCUGCAUUACUGUAAAGAAAUGCAGCCAUAAUCUAAUGCACAAACUUUAAUUUUUUUAGCUUUAUAUUAGGUUAUUAUUUGUUGGUCUUUGAACAGGUGAUGUGCAUUGGCUCUUUCAUUGAGAUUAAUGGAGAUGUACAACUACAGUGAAAAAGCAUUAGAUAUUAGGAUUUUAUUUUUGAAGAUGCACCUCUGGUUUCUCUUUUUCAAAAUAAUAGAUGUUAAUAUUAAAUUUCUGCACUGAAAUAUAUUUUAUGCUGUUUCAUACAUUUAAAGUGUCUUUAAAAGAGCAUUUAUUAUUUUCUGUACACCAACACUAUUUUCUCAGGUCUUUCAUUAUACUGAAGAACAACUAUUUGCAAAUGUGGGUAUGCUGUAUUAACCAAAUUAGGAUCCAUUGUCUAAUGAAAUGGAUUUGAUUGAGCAUAAUGUUGGAACAGAAUUGAAAAAUCAAAUCCAAGAUUAUUUACAGAGAACAUAAAGCAAUUAUCUGGUUUUCUUGUGUAUUCUUAGUUAUAGAUGCUUGAUGACCAGAAUGAUUUACCAAUGCUCUCCUAUUCAGGUUUUAUGUAGUCUCAGUAGUCCAAUUCUACCUUGAUUCCAUUUUAUCCACUGGAAUUAAGUAGAUGAGAAAUGGCUACCUGAUUUUAAUUGCAUGUUUGCAAGUUGUUGCAGUUAAAUAGAAAUCAAAGCAGUCUCACUACAUUAUUAUGACAUUGAAAAAGAAUUUGUUAUCUGCUGUCUGAAAAAAAGUUUUGAAAUGUGUCCUUUAGCUUUUCAGUAUAGAUAUAGGGUGCUUCUAUACUGCAAAAUAAGGGCAGUUUGACACCACUCUAAGUGUCAUAGUUCAAUGCUGUGGAAUUCUGGGAUUUGUAGUUUGAUGAGGCAAAUUCCUUAUAAAACUCCCAUGAUUCCAUAGCACUGAUCCAUGAUAAUUAAAGUAGUGCCAAACUGUAUUAAUUCUACAGUACACUGUUGAUGCACUCAUAGAGCUUUUUUUCCCAUGUCAGGAGCGACUUGAGAAACUGCAAGUCACUUCUGAUGAGAGAGAAUUGGCUGUCUGCAAGGAUGUUGCCCAGGAGACACUCGAAUGUUUUACCAUCCUGCAGGAGGCUUCUCUCAUGUCCCCACAUGGGAAGCUGGAGCUGACAGAUGGGAGCUCACCCUGCUCCCCAAAUUCGAAAUGCCGACCCUUAGGUCAGCAGUUAUGCUGGCACAAGGAUUUAACCCAUUGCACCACCGCAGGCUGCUAGAGCUGAAUAAAAGGGAAGAAACUCUCUAAUGCUAUUAAGUGGCAGUAGAUUUACUUAAUCACUGCUAUAUAAUUUAGUUUAUAAGGCAGUGUAGAAGGGACCAAAGGGGGCUCAGAAGUGUGACAAAAAGGUGUAUGUUUAAAAAUGUCCAUUUGAUUUCAUAUCCUACACAUAAACGCUGAUGACACUGUAUGGUUUAUCUAAUAUUUGCUUCUCUACUAUAAGAUUACACAGGGUUCUCUUUUGGAUCAUGAAAGUACAACUUAAUACAUGUACUUCCAAUAAGCUUCCAGAUAGCAAUUGAAUGCUAAUGACAAACUAAUUGACAGCAUUGCAGUUAAUAAUGGCUCUUGUUUAUAUCAAUGUUUUUCCUCUCAGAAAUAAAGUAUUCUGUGAUCUGAAAUCAUUGCAUCAGUUUAUGUUUAAGAAAAUAAACAAUUUUAUUUCAA